Messenger RNA from Enhydra lutris kenyoni (northern sea otter), 4848 nucleotides. Its product is annotated as CAP-Gly domain containing linker protein 2. Gene Ontology annotation, cellular component: microtubule plus-end; cytoplasm; nucleus. The coding region runs from base 301 to 3459 and encodes 1052 amino acids. The record is from RefSeq and is a predicted model, not a curated record. The transcript has 18 exons. Gene Ontology annotation, molecular function: microtubule plus-end binding. Gene Ontology annotation, biological process: cytoplasmic microtubule organization. NCBI's taxonomy places the organism in Eukaryota, Metazoa, Chordata, Mammalia, Carnivora, Mustelidae.
GGCUGCGGCCGGUGGGCAGCGGCGCGCGGGGAGGGGCCGCAGCAUCCUCUUCCCCCCGCGGCGCCCCGGCCGGGAGCGGAGGAGGCCGGGCUCCGAGGCGCCCGCCGUGCAGCCCGCCGCCGGAGGGGCGCAGACCCGACACAGCCCUGAUCCCCUUUGCUGUGCUGAGAGACGGGAUCUGAACCACCCCCAGCCUGGGGGAAGAUGGCCCUGCUGCAGUGUAUCUGGCUCAGGUGAGGGGCGAUGGCGGAGAGGAUGUGACCCGCACGGACCCUUCUCCACGCACCGACUGGCACCACCAUGCAGAAGCCCAGCGGCCUGAAGCCCCCCGGCCGAGGGGGGAAGCAUUCGAGCCCCGUGGGCCGGACGUCCACUGGGUCAGCCUCCGUGUCCGCAGCGGCGGCAGCCACCAGCUCCAAGGAAGGCUCCCCCCUGCACAAGCAGGCCUCGGGCCCUGUCGCCCCCGCCGCCGCCCCCGCCCCCGCCCCCGCCGCCGCGCCCGAGAAGCCGGGCCCCAAGGCGGCCGAGGUGGGCGACGACUUCCUGGGGGACUUCGCGGUGGGCGAGCGGGUGUGGGUGAACGGCGUGAAGCCAGGCGUGGUGCGGUACCUGGGCGAGACGCAGUUCGCGCCGGGCCAGUGGGCCGGCGUGGUGCUGGACGAGCCGGUGGGCAAGAACGACGGCGCGGUGGGCGGCGUGCGCUACUUCGAGUGCCCGGCCCUGCAGGGCAUCUUCACGCGGCCCUCCAAGCUCAGCCGGCAGCCCGCGGCCGAGGGCUCGGGCAGCGACGCGCACUCGGUGGAGUCGCUCACCGCCCAGAACCUGUCGCUGCACUCGGGCACGGCCACGCCGCCCCUCAGCAGCCGGGUCAUCCCGCUGCGGGAGAGCGUCCUCAACAGCUCGGUCAAGACCGGCAACGAAUCGGGCUCCAACCUCUCGGACAGCGGCUCCGUGAAGCGGGGCGACAAGGACCUGCGCCUGGGAGACCGCGUGCUGGUUGGCGGUACGAAGACUGGCGUGGUGCGGUACGUGGGGGAGACAGACUUUGCCAAGGGCGAGUGGUGUGGCGUGGAGCUGGAUGAGCCCCUUGGGAAGAACGAUGGGGCGGUGGCGGGCACCAGGUACUUCCAGUGCCCACCCAAGUUUGGUCUCUUCGCACCCAUCCACAAGGUCAUCCGCAUCGGCUUCCCAUCCACCAGCCCGGCCAAGGCCAAGAAGACCAAGCGCAUGGCCAUGGGCGUCUCGGCGCUGACCCACAGCCCCAGCAGUUCCUCCAUCAGCUCUGUCAGCUCCGUGGCUUCCUCCGUGGGGGGCCGGCCCAGCCGCAGCGGACUGCUCACAGAGACCUCCUCGCGCUACGCCCGCAAGAUAUCGGGCACCACUGCCUUGCAAGAGGCAUUAAAGGAGAAGCAGCAGCACAUCGAGCAGCUGCUGGCUGAGCGGGACCUGGAGCGGGCCGAGGUGGCCAAGGCCACAAGCCACAUCUGCGAAGUGGAGAAGGAGAUCGCCCUGCUCAAGGCGCAGCACGAACAGUAUGUUACAGAAACAGAGGAGAAGCUGCAGCGGGCCCGGCUGCUAGUGGAGAGCGUGCGGAAGGAGAAGGUGGACCUGUCCAACCAGCUGGAGGAGGAGAGGAGGAAGGUGGAGGACUUGCAGUUCCGGGUGGAGGAGGAAUCCAUCACCAAAGGAGACCUGGAGACCCAGACGCAGCUGGAGCACGCCCGCAUUGGGGAGCUGGAGCAGAGUCUGCUGCUGGAGAAGGCGCAGGCCGAGCGGCUGCUCCGCGAAUUAGCCGACAACAGGCUGACCACGGUGGCCGAGCAGUCGCGCGUGCUGCAGCUGGAGGAGGAGCUGAGCCUGCGCCGCGGCGAGAUCGAGGAGCUGCAGCAGUGCCUGCGGCACUCGGGCCCGCCGCCGGCCGACCACCCCGAGGCGGCCGAGACGCUGCGGCUGCGGGAGCGGCUGCUGUCCGCCAGCCAGGAGCACCAGCGGGAGAGCGGCGCCCUGCGCGACAAGUACGAGAAGGCUCUGCGGGCCUACCAGGCGGAGGUGGAGAAGCUCCGGGCAGCCAACGAGAAGUACGCGCAGGAGGUGGUGGACCUCAAGGCCAAGGUGCAGCAGGCCACCAGUGAGAACAUGGGCCUCAUGGACAACUGGAAGUCCAAGCUGGACUCGCUGGCCUCGGACCACCAGAAGUCCCUGGAGGACCUCAAGGCCACCCUGAACUCGGGCCCGGGCGCCCAGCAGAAGGAGAUCGGGGAGCUGAAGGCGGUGAUGGAGGGCAUCAAGAUGGAGCACCAGCUGCAGCUGGGCAACCUGCGGGCCAAGCACGACAUCGAGACGGCCGUGCACGUCAAGGAGAAGGAGGGGCUGCGGCAGAAGCUGCAGGAGGCCCAGGAGGAGCUGGCCGGGCUGCGGCAGCACUGGCGGGCCCAGCUGGAGGCGCAGGCCGGCCAGCACCGGCUGGAGCUGCAGGAGGCCCAGGACCGGUGCCGCGACGCUGAGCUGCGGGUGCACGAGCUGGAGAAGCUGGACGCGGAGUAUCGGGGCCAGGCGCAGGCCAUCGAGUUCCUCAAGGAGCAGAUCUCCCUGGCCGAGAAGAAGAUGCUGGACCAUGAGCUGCUGCAGCGGUCGGAAGCUCAGAGCAAGCAGGAGGCCGAGAGGCUGCGGGAGAGGCUUCUGGUGGCUGAAAACAGACUGCAGGCCGUCGAGUCCCUGUGCUCGUCCCAGCACAGCAACAUGAUUGAGUCCAACGACAUUUCAGGGGAGAAGAUCAGGAUGAAGGAGACUAUAGAGGGCCUGCAGGACAAGCUGAACAAGAGGGACAAAGAGGUGACAGCCUUGAUGUCCCAGACCGAGAUGCUCAGGGCCCAAGUAAGUGCACUGGAGACAAAGUGCAAGUCGGGAGAGAAGAAGGUGGACGCCCUCCAGAAGGAGAAGCGGCGCUUGGAGGCAGAGCUGGAGGCCGUGUCCCGAAAGACGCACGACGCCUCGGGCCAGCUGGUCCUCAUCAGCCAGGAGCUGCUCCGGAAGGAGCGGAGCCUGAACGAACUUCGAGUGUUGCUGCUGGAGGCCAAUCGCCACUCCCCGGGGCCCGAGAGGGACCUGAGCCGCGAGGUCCACAAGGCCGAGUGGAGGAUCAAGGAGCAGAAGCUCAAGGACGACAUCCGGGGUCUGCGAGAAAAGCUGACCGGGCUGGACAAAGAGAAGUCCCUGGUGGACCAGCGGCGCUAUUCCCUCAUUGACCCGGCCUCCGCGCCCGAGCUCCAGCGGCUGCAGCGCCAGCUCGUGAGCACGGAGGACACGCUGCGGGACGCCCUGGACCAGGCUCAGCAGGUGGAGAAGCUCAUGGAGGCCAUGAGGAGCUGCCCCGACAAGUCCCAGGCCAUCAGCAAUUCCAGUUCUGCAAACGGCAUCCACCAGCAAGACAAGGGCCACAAACAAGAGGAGAAGCACUGACCCCGAGGGACACCGUGGAGCGGCUGAUCCACACCACAGCCCCUGCAGCCUGCCCCGGCGGCGCCCCCUCCAGGCAGGGGCCAGGACUGUCACUUUGGAGACAAGAACAGUGUUUGUAACAAUAACGUGCCCACUGCCUCGGACAAUCCCCCAUCCCCGACUCCCCUGCGGGACCAGGAGGCUUCCUCAAGCACGACCUCCCACAGAGAGCGGUACAGUCCCGGCCUGGCCCCCGGGACCUUCGGCCUGGACAGCCUGGAUGCCCCAGCAGUUUCUGGAAUUUGUUUGGGGGAGGCUGAGGUGAUCUGGCCAGGCCCCCCACCCCACCCCCAGAAGGAGCCGCCCAGAGCACCAUCUUGGCACCCCGGGCGUGUCCCUCCCCUCCCUUCUCCUCCUUCUCCCGGGUUCCCCUGACACCCCAGAGAGCCAUUGUCCCGGGAAAGGGUCAGAGGAGGCCCCCUAGGCACCAAGGAGGGCAGUCCGGUCCUCGGGAGCCAGGUGGGGACCCCUUUUCUGCAGCCCCCAGGCUUCUUGUCCCAACAAACAGUGGUACAAGCCCCCUUCAGCCCCUCUGCCCAGCUCAGCCCAAGUUCAAGGUGUUGUGGGGACAAGGUCCUCCCCUCCCCACCCCCAACACCAGCUCAUACAUGUAGCUCCAAGCUGCUGGCCAGACGGUCACCAUAAGGCCAGGAGCCACAGUAUUAGGAAAGUUUGGAAGCCCCUCUCCUCAUCCCCCCUCACGGGCCUGGCUGGGAGCUGGGGCAGCGGGGCCGCUGGAGAGUCCAGACCCGGGGCUCCAGGCACUGGUCCGCCACGCGGCGUCCCCGGGGUGGACUAGCUAUUCCAGAACUGGGCCUCUGCCCCGCAGACACGCUCACGCAGGCUCUGACCCAGACACGCACCGACCCUGGCCUGCGCACCGGGGGUCUCGCACGCAUGCGCAGCCGUGUGGGCGGGGGCGUUUGCGGUCCGAAGAUGCCCGCGCUGCGGUCCUGGGGUCGAACCCCCGGCCUGGCAGGGCUGUGCCCGGACACACAGCACACGGUUCUGCUGCCGCGCUGUGUGGGUGUACACCCGGGUACCCGUGGGUGUGUUCAGGGACGUGCGUGCCGGGCUCAUUCGUCGGCGGGCACGCCUGCCAGCAGCCCCCUUGCUUACCAGGCACCUGCUCCGAGCUCUGGAAGCCCCGUCCCCGCAGCCAAGAAAAGAGCCCAAGAGCCGUUGUAGAAAAGAAAGAUCUAACUGCCUGUCCCCGAUGCCCGGCGAGCCCGUCUGGGUUACUCCAGGCCUGUGGGGUGGUGGGAAAAGCCAGUAGAAAAACCUCUAGAGCUGGAGGGCCCGUAGGUUACUGCCUUUGCCUCAGUGUCCCCGCGGAGGCCUUCCUCCGCC